Molecule: messenger RNA, 812 nt
Organism: Malus domestica (apple)
Lineage: Eukaryota; Viridiplantae; Streptophyta; Magnoliopsida; Rosales; Rosaceae
Product: 16.9 kDa class I heat shock protein 2-like
Biological process (GO): protein complex oligomerization; response to hydrogen peroxide; response to salt stress
Source: RefSeq, a predicted model, not a curated record
ACUUUUUCUUCUGGAUAAUUGCAGAAGUCUCUGUAACUCUCGGAGAAAUCUUCUAUGCCAUCCUAUAUAUAUGUGUACACCCCAGCCUGAUUAGAUAGAAUCGUCUGAAGCAACCAAAGCAAAAAUACCUCACUCAAAUCCUUCAAAUUUGAUACCCAGCAUCCAAUGGCUCUCAGUCUCUUUGGCAACGGCCGACGAAGCAGCGACUUCGACCCCUUCUCUCUCGACAUCUGGGACCCGUUUGAGGGCUUGGGCACUCUGGCCAACUUCCCCUCCUCCGCCCGUGAAACCACCGCCAUAGCCAACACCCGCAUCGACUGGAAGGAGACCCCGGAGGCCCACAUCUUCAAGGCGGACCUCCCGGGGAUCAAAAAGGAGGAGGUGAAAGUGGAGGUGGAGGACGGGAGGGUCCUGCAGAUCAGCGGCGAGAGGAGCAGGGAGCAGGAGGAUCAGAACGACAAGUGGCACAGGGUGGAGAGGAGCAGCGGCAAGUUCGUAAGGAGGUUCAGGCUGCCGGAGAACGCGAAGAUUGAUCAGGUGAAGGCGGCGAUGGAGAAUGGGGUGCUGACUGUGACUGUGCCGAAAGAGGAGGAGAAGAAGCCCGAGGUCAAGGCCAUUGAAAUCUCCGGCUAAACUAAACUCGCAUAUGUUAAACCUCGGCUACUUUUGGGCUUAAUGUCGUGAUUAAGUGAAAUAAUCAUGGUUUGUUUUUUGUUGUGGUGUUAGUUACUGGGUUUUGUAUUUCCGAGUUUGUGUGUGUCAAACUUAAUGUAUGGGUUCUUCCUCUAAAAUAUUAUAUACCUUCAUCAAAA